Peronospora farinosa is the source of this 732-nucleotide messenger RNA. Lineage: Eukaryota; Oomycota; Peronosporomycetes; Peronosporales; Peronosporaceae. The record is from the annotation of a GenBank genome assembly.
AUGGAAGCAUUAGAGCUCGUUGAUCACAAGCUCAGUAGCGUAUGGCGCUUUGUAUCUACUAAUCUCUCGAUCCGUAUGCCCGAUCCUCAAGAAGAAGAUGAACAACAGCAACAGCAGCAGAAAUAUCUCACUUAUUCUAUGGAUGAAGAACAAGCACUGGAAGAGAAAGUGAACGAUGGAAUUGCUACGUAUCAACGCGUUCUCUUGGACACACAGGACUGGAUUCAGGAGCUCGUGGAUCCCAAAGAAGCAGAUGAAGCAGCAGAGAAACUGGAAAUGUAUCGGAAACAAUUACAAAACCAUAGCAUUCAAUGCAGAAAGAUGCUCGUGGCUUAUCGCCAACGGGCAAAGAUCGAGCGGCUUGAACAAGAACGCAAGAAGCUCUUGUGUCCACGUUCUCAAGAUAAAACGGCUACAAACAGCAAUACAAAUGCAUCGGGUUCAGUCGUGGAUGUUACAGCAGCUUUGAAACGGACACGACAGAUUAUGUCGCAGGAAAUUGAACGGGUCAGUUCCGUGACAAAAGUACUGGAUGAUGGACGACGGAGUUUAAAGACUUGUCAUGAUGAAUAUGGUAGUGUUAAUGCUGAGAUUAUACAAGUUCGAAAGCGGUUGAAGAGACUCGAGUGGCAAGCAAGACAGGACAAACUAUGGAUUGGUGCAGGAAUUGUCGUGUUGAGUGCGACAGUGCUCUUCAUUGUCUAUGAACGCACCGGGUUUCUAUUGAUAUGA